GUAAGCCAGCCGGUGGAAAGCUCAGCGCAUCCAUCGUCACACCUCUACGUCUCAGGGAGCAUCUCUCCGCCGCCGCCUCGCCCGCUGCCUCGCCCGCUGCCUCGCCAGCGACGCCACCUACCGGCCGGCGCAACCGUGGCACCAUUUACCGGCUGCGGGCUGCCGGAGCGCACUUCACGCCUCAGCCGUGCAAGCAGCCACCGCCACCGCGGAACUGGCGUCGCUUGACCGACCGCGAGCGUCCCCUGGCGGCGCAGCAGGCGCGGGUGCUGCAGAGGAUCGGACGUGGCGGGUUCGGCUCGGUGCACCUAGGUGUCGCCGGCGGGCGCGUCGUCGCCGUGAAGUUGGCGCGGCGACGUCGGACAAGUGGCGCCACCUCGGGGGAGAUGAACGCGGCGGGGCUGCAGCACCCGCACGUCAUCGCGACGAUCGCCGUGUCGCCGCGAUCGCGCACCGUCGUCAUGGAGUACGGUGGCGCCACCAACCUGCGGCAGGCGCUCGCCGCCGCUCCACUGCCGCCGUACGCGCGCCGCAUCGACUACGCCCGCCAGGUGGCGUCGGCGCUCGAGUACGUUCACGCGUGCCGCGUCGUCCACCUCGACGUGAAGCCCGACAAC
This is a messenger RNA of Priapulus caudatus, 617 nucleotides long. RefSeq names its product serine/threonine-protein kinase mos-like. The annotation marks the transcript as partial. The record is from RefSeq and is a predicted model, not a curated record. Gene Ontology annotation, biological process: protein phosphorylation. Gene Ontology annotation, molecular function: ATP binding; protein kinase activity. The transcript has a single exon. Lineage: Eukaryota; Metazoa; Priapulida; Priapulimorpha; Priapulimorphida; Priapulidae.